Messenger RNA from Cordyceps militaris CM01, 192 nucleotides. RefSeq lists its product as uncharacterized. The record is from RefSeq and is a predicted model, not a curated record. NCBI's taxonomy places the organism in Eukaryota, Fungi, Ascomycota, Sordariomycetes, Hypocreales, Cordycipitaceae. The transcript is spliced from 2 exons. The coding region runs from base 1 to 192 and encodes 63 amino acids.
AUGGCCGACGCCAACGUUUUGGCCCCAGUGCUCAGUUGCCGGUUUGGGAACUUGGCCGUCUAUGCCAACCCGCUCAGGCAAAUGAAAGUUUCGCUCUUGCUCCAACGAGGGGCUCGUAGAAUGUGUAUUCCUCCCGCGGGAGCAACAUUCCCCAUGCCCACGAGGCUAACACAGCUGGGGCGGCUGGCGUGA